This is a messenger RNA of Rhipicephalus microplus (southern cattle tick), 831 nucleotides long. RefSeq lists its product as uncharacterized. The record is from RefSeq and is a predicted model, not a curated record. NCBI's taxonomy places the organism in Eukaryota, Metazoa, Arthropoda, Arachnida, Ixodida, Ixodidae.
AUGGAUUUUCUGACCAAACAUCGAGCAAUCAUCGACCUUCAAUCAAGACAGAUCACACUUUCCACGGGCCAAACCAUUCAGUCGAAGACCUCCCUAGGGCACCACGCCAUCCUGCGUGUUCUAGAUGAAGAAGUAAGCAUUCCACCAAGGUCAAGCGUCAUAAUACCAGUGGUUACAGGCAACACCGAGGAUGUUGAAAGCGUGAUGGAGGGAAACAGGCAGUUCCUUUUAGACCGACAGCUUGGCGUCACCAGAGGCAUCGCUUACUUCAAGAAUGGACAAGCUGACGGGCUCGUAACCAACUUCGGCAGGGAACACCGACACCUCCACAAAGGCAGCACGAUUAGCUUCUUAGAUGAAGUAGGGGACACUCCAGGCACGUUCGCCAUCUCCGACCAGUCUCACCAAGACUCGCGAAUGCAAAACCAGCCACCUGCAUUCGACAUCAACCCUGAGCUUCCCAGCGACAGGCAAAAUCAGAUCCGCAUUCUCCUAGAAAGCUACGGUCACUGUUUCGCAACCUCGUCCGAGGUGCCGAAAACACCAAUUGCCAAGCAUCGGAUCAUAACCAGCGAGCACGCCCGACCUCUCCGCCAAAGCCCGUACCGUGUGUCGCCGCGAGAGCGUGAAGCGAUUCGGAAACAAGUGGACGAAAUGCUUCGCGAUGACGUCAUUCAACCUUCGAAAAGCCCUUGGGCAGCAACAAUCGUUCUCGUAAAGAAAAAAGAUGGAAGCCUCCGGUUCUGCAUCGACUAUCGCAGGCUAAACAACAUAACGAAGAAAGAUGUCUACCGAGCACCUCCACCAGUUGUCAUGCAGCCGCGACGAUGA